Schistosoma spindalis is the source of this 1815-nucleotide messenger RNA. Lineage: Eukaryota; Metazoa; Platyhelminthes; Trematoda; Strigeidida; Schistosomatidae. The record is from the annotation of a GenBank genome assembly.
UUUUUGAAUCAAAAUAUAGCUUUUCAAAUUUAUUCAGGAUUAAUUUUAACUUUCGUUAGUGAGCAACGCAGAAAUAAAAAGUAGCGCGAAAAGUGUCGUUGACCUCGUCACAUAGAAAUAUUAGAUAUUCGGUUUUGCGGUAAGUUCGUUGAAACGAAGGAGAGGGGAAUCUGAACUAAUCUGAUCCUGGGUUUUACUGUACCAAUGGCUAUUUCGCAUACUUUAGGGACUGACUCACUUGUUAGUCAUGCCUUCAAUAGAGAUGGUACAGAGCUCGCCCUUUCUGUCAAUACUAGUGACGUUUACUUAUUGAGUGUUCCGGAAUCACCCAGUGGAAGGUUUCAGGUUAUCGAUGUCCUACGGGAACAUAGUGCUUUGGUUACAAGUAUAGACUGGGCACCACAGACAAACAGGAUUGUUUCAUGUUCUGCUGAUCGUAAUGCCUACGUGUGGAAUAAGCAGUCAGAUAAUAAAUGGAAGCCAACACUGGUUUUGCUCAUGGUACGUUGUAUCUAACAAGUUUUGUAUACCCGUCAAAUUUAUUCUCAAGAUCGAUAGAGCUGCAGUGUGUGUAAAAUGGUCUCCAUUAGAGGACCGUUUUGCUGUGGGUAGUGGCUCCAAACUUUUGGCAGUGUGUUGGUUUGACGAAGAAAGUGAUUGGUGGAUCGGCAAAAAGAUUAAAAAGCCUAUAAGAUCUACCGUCACGUGUAUUGAUUGGCAUCCGAAUAAUGUUCUUCUAGCUUGUGGGUCAAGCGAUUUUCACACGAGAAUAUUCUCAGCCUUCACAAGCUCUGGCCCUUCGGAAUCAGUGUGGGGCAAACACACCCCUUUGGGUGCCGUUCUUUUUGACCAUUCGGAUGGGGAAGGUGGUUGGGUUCUGAGCGUUUCAUUUUCAGCAAAUGGAAAUAAAUUAGCAUGGACUAAGCAUAAUUCAACAAUUUUUGUAGCUGAUGCAAGUAUCAGUGCCACACCUAUUGUUACACGUUUACGAACUGAUUUCUUACCUUUCGUCAGUUGUAUUUGGAUUGGACCAUCAACUUUUGUAGCAGGUGGUUAUGACUGUUGUCCUAUGCUGUUUAGAUAUAAUGACCAAUCGAUCAGUUUUGUUCACCAGUUGGAUACUAAAAGUGAAUCUCGAUAUGGUGGAAAAGUAACAGCUAUGAAGAAAUUUCAAGAUAUUGAUCGCAUGGCUACAGCUGAUAAUACAAGCUCUCGUUUACCCACAAUUCAUCAAAAUUGCAUUAAUGAAAUUCGAAUUCUUAAAGGUGAUCGUUCAAUGGCUUCAGAACUCAGUUCAGUUGGUCGAGAUGGUAAUCUCGUAUUGUGGAACUUUCCAACAUUAUAUGAACAAAUUGCAGAUUUAAAGAUAGUUUGAUGUGUCUCAGUAAUUGCCUUAGUCAGGAGAUUUGGAUGUUCAUGCCAAACUCAGUUACAAUUUAUAUUGUGAUCACUGCGAAUGACCGCAUAAUUACCGUAAUCUUUUUUGCUAAUGAUUUUCACAAUUUGUGUGUAAACUAAGUAUUUUAUAAUCGUUUUACUUAAUUAUUCAGAAGCAGUGUUUCUUUCAUUUAUGUGGGUAUGUGUAUUUGUGUCGAUCUUUAUGUAAAUAUAAAGAACACACUAAAAGAGAGUGUAUUUUACGCCUCUGUGUAACAGUAUUCUAUUGAGCGUUGGACAUUACUUUUUCCCUCAUGUUGCUUUCAUUCAUUUUUCGAAAACCAGUACUUUUAAUAUGUGCGGAAACGUUUAUGUUAGUUGGAUAUCUUUGAUUUAUCUUACUCACUUGCUUAUAUAUAAAUGAUCGAACCUUACGAA